AUGGUGUCGACCACUGGAAGCUAUGAAAUCGCCAACAUAACCUUCUUCGGCGCCUGUCUUCUCCCGACCUUAUUCUUCCUCGGCACCGGGGGCAGGUUCGGAAUUGGAUGUUGGUUGAAUGCUCUUUUGGCCAUCUGUUUUCGCAUCAGUGGCCACGCGCUCUCAUAUCAGGCGUUAAGCACGCCGAAGGGAUUCAACACGAUCGGAAUCGUCUUGAAUGGCAUCGGCAUGUCACCAUUAACGCUUGCGGUCGGAGCUAUGCUUAGCAACGCCAACACGUCCAUCAAGCCGAGGCUUCCUUUACCGGCAAAAGCACUGGGGACUUUGGUUUCCACUAUUUUGAUGGUUGUGGGCAACAGUUUCUCGUUAGCCGGCAUGAAGAACCACCCCCUUCUCAUCGCGGGUGUGUGGAUGGAAUUCGCGGCUUGGGUGAUUAUUUGUGGAAUGACCAUCACGGUUUGGAUGCACAAGGAGAACAACAACCGCCGCCCCGAGGAAAUGCAGGUACGAAGAUUUCUUACUGAUUGCGGCCUCGAUUGCGCUCCCAUUGAUCGGCGUUCGUGUUAUCUCUUUCCUAAUCAUCGCAUUGAAGGAGGGGAAUAUGCCUUCAUUACUGGUGGAGGUGUGGCGUAUGAGGCGUUUCUAGGCACUUUGCCGGAAUUCCUCACGAUGCUUAGCCUGCUUACCGGCGGCCUUUUGACUUGGCAGCUGGGCUCUAAGCGCCGGGCCGAGCGUAAGGCUAAGAAACACGGCGAUGAGGCCGAAGGGCUGGUGUACAAGGGCGAAGAUGAUGACCACGAGGACACGAUGUACCACGGUGCAUCGAUGUACAGAGACCCCUAUACUCACCCGAUGGAUCGAACUGAUAACGUGUCCGAUGUCUCUGUUUAG
This is a messenger RNA of Penicillium chermesinum, 891 nucleotides long. RefSeq lists its product as uncharacterized. The transcript has 3 exons. The record is from RefSeq and is a predicted model, not a curated record. Lineage: Eukaryota; Fungi; Ascomycota; Eurotiomycetes; Eurotiales; Aspergillaceae. Bases 1 to 891 code for a protein of 296 amino acids.